CCCGCCUCCCGCCCCCGCCCCAGUCUUCGCGCUCAGCCCCGGCACUAGGAGCAGCCCGGGCGGCGGUGCGAAGGUACUCGCCAUGUCUGCGGCCGCGAGAGAGAGAUUCGACCGGUUUCUGAAGGAGAAGAACUGCAUGACCGACCUUUUGGCCAAGCUCGAGGCCAAGACCGGCGUGAACAGGAGAUACAUCGCGCUCGGUGUCAUUGGGCUGGUGGCUUUGUAUCUGAUGUUCGGUUAUGGAGCUUCUCUCCUCUGCAACUUGAUAGGAUUUGGCUAUCCGGCCUACGUCUCGAUUAAAGCCAUAGAGAGUCCCAACAAAGAAGAUGAUACCCAGUGGCUGACCUAUUGGGUAGUGUAUGGUGUGUUCAGCAUUGCUGAAUUCUUCUCUGACCUCUUCCUGUCAUGGGUCCCCUUCUACUACAUGCUGAAGUGCGGCUUCCUGUUGUGGUGCAUGGCCCCAAGCCCUUCUAACGGGGCGGAACUGCUGUAUAAGCGUGUCAUCCAUCCUUUCUUCCUGAAGCAUGAGUCCCAGGUGGACACUAUGGUGAAUGACUUGAAGGACAAAGCCAAAGAAACUGUAGAUACCAUCACUAAAGAAGCCAAGAAAGCAGCAGUGAAUUUACUUGGUGAAGAAAAGAAGAGCACCUAACUGCUGACUGGAUGAGACCUUUCUGCCCUCUCUGUACCUGCCUAUUAGCGCUUGAUGUUAUAUUAGGGACUGUGGUAUAAUCAUUUUAAUAAUGUUGCCUUGGAAACAUUUUUGAUAUAUUAAAAAAAGGAAUGUGUGUUUUUUUGGUUUCUUUUGCUUACUUUUACUGUCUAUAUACAUAGGGGGCAUUUAAAUUUAAUGCAAUGGGCAGCGUCCAAAUUUUUGGAAAAUAUAUUUUGCCUCUGGGAAGGAAAAGACAUGUGUUACCAUCCUGUAGGAAAUAGAAACUUGAAAUUCUAUAUCCCACAGGCUUUGUACUUCAACAGGCUCUCUCUGCAUGCAUUUUCUCUGUACUUCUAUUUUAGGAUACUCUUUAAGGUUCUACUUCAUGUAAUGUACAAUUUUGUAUGAAAUGUUUUUAAUGUAUUUGUGCAUACAUAUGUGUAGGGAAAUGUUACUGUCUGACUGUGACAUGUAUAAUGCUCACAGGGAGCGCCUGCCAAAAAGCUGAAGGUUCCAGUGUGCUGGUGUGAUCUGUUAAAUAAUAUCUCAGAAAAUUAAAACAAAUACUGAUGUUUCCAGUGAAUAGUUAAGUGAUAAAUGAAGUUCGGUGGGGGUUGGCCUGGUUGUUUCGCUAACUUUGUAGCAGCUGAAUACCAGAAUAGAUGUGUAAAGCAGUCACUUUGGUGAUAGAUGGGGAAAUGUACACACACACACCAAUAAUAUACGGCUCCCAACUUCCUGUAGAACUAGUAAUGUCUUGUGGCCUUAAAAAAAAAGCUGAUUAUAAACUUUAGAUUUGUCUGUUUUAAGAUGCUAUAAUGGAAACCAUUCCUGGUUUCUUCUUCAAAGCUUAGUAAUAUGUUGGUUUAGUCUUGUUUCUUUACUAGUCUUUUUUUUUUUUUUUUUUUUUGAAACUAGCCUAAGGAACCUCUAGACUUUCCCACCUCUGAUUACAGGUAUGUUCUUGUUUCUGUCAUUAGCAGCUACAUGCUAAUGAUGACACCAGGCUCUUAGACCAAGGCUGGGAGAAUGAAAGGAUGAUCUAACCUAUAUAAUCCAGUUGACAGUGAAGUCAAACUGCUUUCACCUUCUUUCUCUGGCCUUUAAAGUCAAACAAACAAGAGGCCUUCCUGGUUUAAAUUUCAGUCAUUUGUGGUCCAUUUAAAUGCCUUCAUCUUUAUACUCUGUUUUGAUAAAUUGCAGAUAACCACAUAGUUUAAGUACAGAACAAAAAUUUAACAUUAAGGUUUCUGGUUUGAUCUGCCAACUUACAGGAACUUCAAAAACUGAGCAUCCUUCUGAAUUAGACUACACUGACCAAACAAAACCAAUUAUAACAAAACAAGUUUAAUUAUCCCGUCUGUAAAAUACUUUUUAAGGCAAAAAGGAGAUAAUUAGCUCUCCUUUGGAUAACAGGUAAGAUCAUAAUGAAAUCUCGUGAUGUAAAAAAUACCAAAGAUAUCAAAAAUUAGGGACAAUAUCAGCUAAAUAUUAUAAUAUGGAUCACAUUAUUUAUUUUUUUCCUGUACGACAGUGGUAAUCACAAGGCAUCUUAUUAAACUUACCUUAAAGGAAAAAAAAAAAAAACUUAGAAAAUAAGCAAUUAAUUAUCAGCAGAAAAUCAAGCCUUAGAUUAAAAAAAAAAAAAGUUCCUCCAGGAGUACUUAAGUUCCUUUCCCCAUAAUAAAGUACACUUUUCUUGGUGGCAGAAGAAUGAAAAUUAGCAACUUCUAGCAUACAGAAUAUAUAAUCAGGGUGUCAGCAUGUAGAAUGUAUAACUUUCAGUAUACAAAAUACCAGGCAAGAGGGGGAAGCGUAAAAGUUACUAUUGCUCAUAACUACUUACAGGCUGAUACCAGUUUAAAAACUGCUAUAGUAAGAAAAUAUAUUCUGAAUGCGAUUAUUUUGUCCUUACAGCUUUUUCCUGCAGUGCAUUCUGUAAGAAAUUUAAGUUCCUGUUUUUGGCAAAGUGUACAUACUAAUGACAGAAGUUAAUGAGUUGAGCAAUUGUGUCUGUUUAAAUUUCCCAGAUAACAUAUUGCCAUGGCUAGAGUAUUUGAAAAACUAAUUGAGCCUGUGUCUGGCUAGAAGACAAGCAUUUAUGUGUACAUGAAUGGUGUUUCAGGGGUAAAAUCAAAGAAUCUCCCCAACAGUUCUUCCCUUACUUGAAAGCUUUCAGAUCAACAGUUACUGCUACUCUGGGGAAAGUUUUCUAUCCAUAGCCUGAAGAAAAUGAGCAUAGCCAUUAAAUAAGUUAUCACCCAUCCUGAAGAUGUGAUAUAUUAAAUGGAAAUGGAUGUAAAUAAACUUCUGUUAUCUCACUGAA
Messenger RNA from Prionailurus viverrinus (fishing cat), 2981 nucleotides. It is a transcript of the gene REEP5, whose product is annotated as receptor accessory protein 5. The record is from RefSeq and is a predicted model, not a curated record. NCBI's taxonomy places the organism in Eukaryota, Metazoa, Chordata, Mammalia, Carnivora, Felidae. The coding region runs from base 83 to 652 and encodes 189 amino acids. The transcript has 5 exons.